AUGUCAGGCCUUCCAACAGCCGGUGCACCGACAGAGCUCCCCUCGCAGGAGCAUCGCCGCCAUCGCGGCCCGCUCAACUGGCACAUUCGUCCCGCCUCUCGCGGUCCCCUUCGCCUUGCCGUCAAGAAUACGUUCGUGGCGAUGGUGGGAGAUGUCGCCAACAUUCCCACGACCAGUGUGACUGGUGCGACGACAGCUGGUCAAGAUGGAACGGCGGCGUCUGCGCCCAACACCUCGAAUCUCCUCUACAUCGCCCUCAGCUUCGGUUUCUCCCUCGCCGUAAACGCCUGGAUCUUCUUUCGCGUGUCUGGUGGUCUGUUCAAUCCGGCGGUGUCGUUGGGCAUGGCCAUCGCUGGCGCCCUCACACCUCUCCGGGCUAUCUUCCUCACCAUCUCGCAAAUCCUCGGCGGGAUCGUCGGCGCCGCGAUCAUUCAAGCGCUCCUGCCGGGGACGCUCAACGUCGCGACGAAGCUCUCGCCUGGAACGUCCGUUGCGAGGGGCUUGUUCCUUGAGAUGUUCCUCACCGCGCUGCUCAUGCUCGCUAUCCUUCUCCUGGCGGCCGAGAAGCACAAGGCGACUUUCCUUGCUCCGAUCGGCAUCGGUCUCGCACUCUUUGUCGCUGAGCUGGUAGGAGUCUACUACACCGGCGGAUCGCUCAACCCGGCGCGCAGCUUCGGUCCUGCGGUAGUUUUGCGGAGCUUCGACGGAUAUCACUGGAUCUACUGGGUCGGACCGUUCCUCGGCACUUUGCUCGCCGCCGGGUUCUACAAGUUCAUCAAAUACCUCGAGUACGAGACCGUGCUCGGCCCCGAGGAGCCCGACACGCCUUCACCCUCCUCUUCGAACAACCAGAACGAGAAGACCGACAAGGCGGCCCUCGGGCGGAAUCUCGUCGCUCCUUCCGCCACCCUCCUCGGGUCGACCGCUGCGGGCGCCUCAGGCUCGACUCGGGCUACCCCAACCGCCGCUACGACCUCGAUGGGCGAGAAGGAGGUCCACCCAGCCGACCAGAAGGGCACUGUCGCCGUCCAAGGACCAGGUCUUCCCGACUUGCUCACGACCGGACCGGCGGGCGGAGUCUUCGACCUACCUCAGCCGCCUUACGACUACCGCACUCGACUCGAACGGAUUGAAUCGCUUCUCGAGACGCUAAUUGCUGGAGCGGGCGCGCAUGGGAGGAAGGUAUCGACGGAGGGAACGGUCGUCGAGACGGGGCGUGAGUGGCACAAGGUCAACGACUCGCCCGUCUAA
Rhodotorula toruloides NP11 is the source of this 1251-nucleotide messenger RNA. Its product is annotated as aquaporin. Gene Ontology annotation, molecular function: water channel activity. The transcript has 9 exons. Gene Ontology annotation, biological process: transmembrane transport. The record is from RefSeq and is a predicted model, not a curated record. Gene Ontology annotation, cellular component: plasma membrane. The coding region runs from base 1 to 1251 and encodes 416 amino acids. NCBI's taxonomy places the organism in Eukaryota, Fungi, Basidiomycota, Microbotryomycetes, Sporidiobolales, Sporidiobolaceae.